Drosophila ficusphila is the source of this 767-nucleotide messenger RNA. RefSeq lists its product as uncharacterized. NCBI's taxonomy places the organism in Eukaryota, Metazoa, Arthropoda, Insecta, Diptera, Drosophilidae. The coding region runs from base 57 to 395 and encodes 112 amino acids. The transcript has 3 exons. The record is from RefSeq and is a predicted model, not a curated record.
AGUCGCGUCGAUCGCAGUCCGAAACCAAAUCGCGGGAUAUUCACAAUCAAGUAGCCAUGGCCAAGACAUCUAGCCGCCUGGGAAGCAGCCUCUUGCUAGCUCUCCUCGCUUUUCUAGCUCUCGGAAUUCUCGCCGAAGCGGCACCCUACCAGGAGUUGGAGCCCCGCAAAGGUCAUGUUCCCGUCUAUAUACGACACGGCGAUGAGCCGCUGAGCGAAAUCCAUCCCGGACUGGCCGAGGCCUUCAAGGAGGGCGAAUCCAAGAGUCUGGUCACCGAAGCUCCCCAGGCAGAAUCUUCUAGCCCGCCGACCACAACCGACUCCCCGCCCCCGUCCGCCAGCUCAACUGUUUCGGAUAUUGCCAGCUUUGAGGCCAUCAAAGCGAAGACGGAAUAAAACAAUUUAAUAAUCACAAAAUUGAAGCUAAACCCUCUUUAGUUUACCAGUUAAGUCCAUCAACCGAAAGCCCCCUUGAGGUCUAGUGAUAAAAUCAGCAGGCAAAAGCAAAUAUUUAAAUUCAAAAUGAAUAGAAACGAGCAAGGAACAAUUUUAAAUUCAGUUUUCGAAGUGCAAAGAAUACCAAUAAAAGUAUUAAAAUAAUUUUGGCGGCGUUAAAGAGUUGAAAAACUAUUCUCUGAUAGCAACCCUUAGUUUGUGCUCAACAAAUCUGCAUAUUAUCUCCCCCUCAAAUGAAACGUAUUACUUUAGUUGGAAGUCAAAAAGGUCCUGACCCAUGUAAAAUAAACUUAAAAGUAAAUUGUAACUUAA